Molecule: messenger RNA, 3018 nt
Organism: Pectinophora gossypiella (pink bollworm)
Lineage: Eukaryota; Metazoa; Arthropoda; Insecta; Lepidoptera; Gelechiidae
Exons: 4
Coding region: 1-3018 (1005 amino acids)
Source: RefSeq, a predicted model, not a curated record
AUGAGUUAUACUAGUGAAGAACUAUUAGCAAUGUUAGAAGAAAAAGCGGAAAUGUUAGUGAAAACGCAAGUUAACUUGAAAAAAUGUCCGAAGCAAAGACUGACGAAAGGUUACAUAGAAGUUCGAAUUAAAUCCAUUGAAGAAGACUGGCAAGCUUUCAAAUCACUACAUCAGUCCCUAAUCAAAUGUGAUUUAAGAGACAUGCUUGAAACUAAAGUAAAAAACCCAUCUGUAGAGCCCGAAUUCACAUCAGUGCCACGUGUCAAUCUGCCAAGUAUUCAACUUCCUACAUUUUUAGGCCGCUAUGAAGAAUGGACAACUUUCAAUGACUUAUUUACAUCACUAGUUCAUAACAACACUUCACUUUCUAAAGUACAAAAAUUACACUAUUUGAAGACAAGUGUGGGUGGCGAAGCUGAGGUCCUACUGAGACACAUUCCUGUAACGGAAGCCAACUAUGAGAAUGCAUGGGAAAUAUUACAACAAAGUCAAAUCGAAGGAGAAGUAGUAGAAGACCCUAUUGAAGAGAACAAUUCAUCACCUGCAUUUCAAUCAUAUAUGGCAAUGAAGAAGUCCACUGCACUGUUAGCUACAGCAUUGAUACCUGUGAAGGAUAAGAAUGGACAAACAUUGAUAUUGCGGGCACUAAUAGACCAAGGGUCACAAGCAAACUUUAUAAGUGAAAGAGCCACACAACUUUUGAAGAUUAAGAAGAAACCAACAAGUGGAACAGUAUCUGGAGUGGGAUCUACACAGACAGCAAUACAUCAUGUAGUAGAAAUACAAUUGUUGUCACAAUAUGAAGAAGAAUUCCAACUCACUCUAAAAGCUUAUGUCAUGCCUACACAUUUAUGUUCACAGCUACCAUCCAAAUCGUUGGUGAACUUGCCGCACGCCUGGCCACAUAUUCAACCGCUCACUUUGGCCGACCCGACCUUCAAUCAACCUGGUCGAGUAGAUGUCCUGCUAGGUGUAGAAGUAUAUGCUCAAAUAUUGAAGAACAAUAUCAUCAGAGGUCCUCCUGGCUCACCAUGCGCUCAAGAAACAAGCCUUGGAUGGAUACUUUUUGGUAAUAUACAGAGCGACACUUCAAAUGAACCAAUUAUGGUAAUGCAUCACCAGAUAGAUUUCGACGACAUUCUAUACAAAUUAUGGGAAGUAGAGGCUGAUGAUAGAAACAAAUACACAAAAGAAGAAGAAACAUGUCAAACAAAAUAUCAAGAAACAGUAAGAAGGAAUCAAGAAGGAAGAUACAUUGUGAAACUACCUUUUAAAACAGAACCACCGAAAAGUACAGAAGGGAAAACAAGAGAAAUAGCAAGGAAAAGACUAAAUCAAAUGGAGAAACGACUAGAAAGGAAUAAAGAGCUGCAAACAGAAUACAACAAAGUCAUGAAAGAAUACAUAGAACUGAAUCACAUGGAGCUAGUACCGAAAGAGGAAAUAGAAAAACCAUCUGUUUACCUACCACAUCACGCAGUCGUGCGAGAAGCAAGUGACACGACGAAGGUCCGUGUUGUCUUCAAUGCCUCUUCACCAGACAUAAACAACAUCUGUCUCAAUGAUGAAAUGUUAGUUGGACCUCAACUACAAGAAGAUAUGAGAAGCAUAGUCAUGAGAUGGCGUUUAAGAAAAAUUGCAUUUGUGUCCGAUGUAGAGAAGAUGUACCGACAAAUUCUUGUCACGAAAGAAGAUACAGACUAUCAAAGAAUAUUAUGGCGUGAUGACCCUGAAGAACAAACAAAAGAUAAAAGACUGUUGAGAGUAACAUUUGGGACCGCUUCCGCUCCAUAUCUCGCGGUAAGAACCCUGCAACAAGUAGCAGAAGAUGAAGGCGAAGAACAUCCUGAAGCUAAGAACAUAAUACAAAGAGAUUUCUUUAUGGACGACUUGAUAUCUGGACAAGAUACUGUAGAAGAAGCGUUACAAGUAGCAAGAGACAUUACAACCAUUUUAAAGAAAGGAGGUUUCAAAUUACAAAAAUGGUCUUGUAACAAUGCACAAUUUUUAAAAGAAUUUAGUCCUGAAGAAAUAAGCACUCAUAUAAAGAUGGAUAUGAAUCUUGGUGGCACAGUCAAAACAUUAGGUUUAUCCUGGAACUUAGGUGAAGAUGUCCUCCAAUAUAACAUGAACUUACCACAGCCACAGAAGAUAAUCACAAAAAGAAGUAUCCUAGCUGAAAUGCAACAUUAUUUUGAUCCACUAGGAUGGCUUGCUCCUGGAAUACUACCUGCAAAAUUGCUCCUGCAAAAAUUAUGGUUGAAGAAAGUGACCUGGGAUGAGAAAGUAGAACCUGAAAUAGAAAAAGAAUGGUUAGAAAUACGACAAAAUUUUGAAGACCUGAAAGUAAUAAAAAUAGAUAGAUGGUUACAAACAACAAAAGACAACUUACCUGAAGCAACAAUACAUGGUUUCUGCGAUGCUUCUAUGAAAGCAUAUGGAGCAGCUGCAUACUUGAGAGUAAUAGAUGAAAAUGGUGUAUACAAAACUCAGCUAAUAGCAGCCAGAUGUCGUGUAGCACCUAUAAAGCCCGUGUCUCUACCAAGGUUAGAGUUAUGUGGAGCCGUUCUUCUAUCGAAACUUCUGAACCAAAUCAGUGAAGCAACUCGCAUACCUACCUCACAAAUUUUCGCUUGGACUGACUCCACGAUAGUCCUGUCCUGGUUGAAAGGAGAUCCUGGAAGAUGGCAAACAUUUGUAAGGAAUCGAGUAGUUACUAUCCUAGACAACAUUGGGGAAAAAUGGUUUCAUGUACAAUCUCACGACAACCCCGCUGACAUAGCCUCUCGUGGAAUGUUACUAAAGGAUUUGAAGAAAGAAAAGCUAUGGUGGCAAGGGCCAGAAUGGCUAAAACAAGGAAAUAUAGAGAUGCACCAACUCGAAGACACCGAUUCUGGCUCGCUCAAGCGCACGCUCUCUCUAAAGCUUAUGCCCCUAACCACACCCUUACAAGCAUUAGCUAGCAGGUGGCAACUAAUGCAUCCACCUCGUCACUGGAUGACGUCAUACGUAGCCUAA